AUGGAGAGGGCUGGUUGACGGCGCUACGCGUACCGUUGGGGGGGAGGGCGAAGCGAGGAGGGAGGGAGGCACUCAGCCUCUGGCGGUUCCUCGUCUCCCGUUGGCAGAGGCGGUUCGGGCUCACGAAAGCGGUGGUGCUUCGCUGCAGGAUGUCGGAGUUGCGAGCGAUGGGAGCCGGCCCAGGAACAACGCCUGGCGGACCCAUAGUCUCCGGCCCAGGAGGGACCUGCGGGCCUGGUCCGGCGACCCCGCUGCCUUCGCCUGGACCUGGUGGCGGAAGAACCGAAGGCAGCGGCGCAGGAGGAACACUAGGCCCUGGGGGCCCGGGACCGGCCCCAGGGGGGGUGACAGGCGCUCCAGGGGGGAGUUCUUCUGCUUCCGCUUCCGGGUCGGCUAGCUCCACUUCCGGAGCUGCUCGCGAGGGCUGGCUUUUCAAAUGGACCAAUUACAUCAAAGGGUAUCAGCGACGCUGGUUCGUGCUGAGCAACGGACUCCUGAGCUACUACAGGUCGAAGGCAGAGAUGCGACACACCUGCCGUGGAACCAUCAACCUGGCCACUGCUAACAUCACUGUGGAAGACUCCUGCAACUUCAUCAUCUCCAAUGGAGGGGCGCAGACCUACCACUUGAAGGCCAGCACAGAAGUGGAGAGGCAGCGUUGGGUCACCGCGCUGGAGCUGGCCAAGGCCAAAGCAGUCAAGAUGCUGGCAGAAUCAGAUGAUUCAGGGGAUGAGGAAUCUGUAUCGCAGACAGACAAGACAGAGCUGCAGAACACCCUGCGCACCCUUUCCAGCAAGGUGGAAGACCUCAGUACCUGCAAUGACUUGAUCGCAAAGCACGGGACCGCUCUGCAGCGUUCCCUCAGUGAGCUGGAGACCCUCAAGCUGCCUGCUGAGAGCAAUGAGAAGAUCAAGCAAGUCAAUGAGCGCGCCACGCUUUUCCGCAUCACUUCCAAUGCCAUGAUCAAUGCCUGCCGAGACUUCCUGAUGCUGGCCCAGACACACAGCAAAAAGUGGCAGAAAUCUCUUCAGUAUGAGCGGGACCAGCGCAUCCGCUUGGAGGAGACGCUAGAGCAGUUGGCUAAGCAGCACAACCACCUAGAAAGGGCCUUCCGUGGAGCCACCGUCUUACCAGCCAAUGCACCCGGCAACAUGGAUUCUUCUAAAGAUCGAUGUUGCCCGUCAAAGGGAGAUAUGAGUGAUGAAGAUGAUGACAAUGAGUUCUUUGAUGCUCCUGAAAUCAUCACCGUGCCUGAUAGCAUGGGCCACAAACGAACAGGUAGCAACAUCAGUGGUGCUAGCAGUGACAUCAGUCUUGAUGAGCAGUAUAAGCAUCAGGUGGAAGACACCAGGAAGGAAAAGAGGACUCGAAUUCCCUACAAACCAAAUUACAGCCUGAACUUGUGGAGCAUCAUGAAGAACUGCAUUGGCAAGGAACUCUCCAAGAUCCCUAUGCCAGUUAACUUCAACGAACCCUUAUCGAUGCUGCAGCGCCUCACAGAAGACCUGGAAUACCACGACCUGUUGGACCGGGCAGCCAAGUGUGAGAGCUCCCUGGAGCAGCUCUGCUACGUGGCUGCCUUUACUGUGUCGUCUUACUCCACCACUGUCUUCCGCACUAGCAAGCCAUUCAACCCUCUUUUAGGGGAAACCUUUGAGCUAGACCGGCUGGAAGAGAAUGGCUACCGUUCCAUCUGUGAACAGGUGAGCCACCACCCACCAGCUGCUGCGCAUCACGCUGAUUCCAAGCAUGGCUGGACCCUUCGCCAGGAGAUUAAAAUCACCAGCAAGUUCCGUGGCAAAUACCUCUCAAUCAUGCCACUUGGUACCAUCCACUGUAUCUUCCAUGCAACUGGCAAUCACUACACAUGGAAAAAGGUCACCACCACAGUGCACAACAUCAUUGUGGGCAAAUUGUGGAUAGACCAGUCUGGUGAGAUUGAGAUUCUGAACCACAAGACCAAUGAGAAGUGCAUUCUCAAGUUUGUUCCUUACAGCUACUUCUCAAGAGAUGUGGCCAGAAAGGUCACCGGAGAGGUGCUAGAUCCCUCAGGCAAAGUGCAUUUCAUGUUGCUGGGCACCUGGGAUGAGAAGAUAGACUGCUUCAAGGUGAUUCCGAGCAUGGAGAACGGCGGUGACAGCCGGCAGAGAGCACACGAAGCCGAGGACAGCAGGGUCCUGCUGUGGAAGAGGAAUCCACUCCCGAAGAAUGCUGAGAACAUGUACUAUUUCUCAGAGCUGGCUCUGACUCUCAAUGCCCCAGAAAGUGGCACUGCUCCGACAGACAGCAGGCUUCGGCCUGACCAGCGGCUCAUGGAGAACGGGCGCUGGGAUGAAGCCAAUGCAGAGAAGCAGCGCCUGGAGGAGAAGCAGCGCAGCUCCCGCAAAAAACGAGAAGCCGAGGCCAUGAAGGCCACAGAGGAUGGAACUCUUUAUGAUCCCUACAAGGCAUUGUGGUUUGAGCGGAAGAAAGAUCCCGACACCAAGGAGGUGGCGCAUGUGUACCGGGGAGGCUAUUGGGAGAGCAAAGAAAAACAGGACUGGAGCAUGUGCCCCGAUAUUUUCUGAGCUGGAAGCAAGCAGCAGGACUUUUACAAGGACGAUGGGAAGGAGAAGGUAGUGAAAUGAGGAUGGAGGGGAGCAACUGAUCAUGUGACUUCCUGCCUAGUGCUUUCCUCACCGAAUCUUGUCUGUCUUAACCAAUCACUUGUUUUGAAUCAAUCACCCAAAGCAGAAUCCAGCAGUGGUGAUUGGCUGGGUUGCCUUAGCUAAUUGACGCUGAGGGUGGUGUCUGGAUUCCUGGAUGGCUGGCGACAUGUAGGAGUAGAAGACUCCAUCCUUCCUUUCCCCCACCACAGGAAUAUCACUCAGCUCUCAGUCAUGUAUACUUUGGGGAGGAAGAGGGGUGCAGCGCUGUGCUGCAUCGAUCGCCCCCGCCUCCACCCCAUGGCCACCUUCAGAUAAGAUAGGCAAGUUCAGACCACAAAUGUUGCACCAAAGGAUUGGCUGGGAAAGGUUACAGGGAACUUCCUCUUGUUUUUUUCCUUUAAGGUUGCUCUCUCGUUCCUUCUUCCCAAUCCUCUCUUCAGCUUUGGGGAGGGGGAACCAGUUCUUUCCAGGGACUCUCAUGUCUCUUGGUUUGCACAGGUGGCAAAGCAACUGGUGAUGCCUUGGGGCAGGGUGGGUGGGGGGAACCUUCUUUUGGGGCAGCACGAGCUGCCCUCUGGGGGAAGGAGAUUAAACUGACCAUCCUCCUUUCUCAGAUCCAUCCUUCUCACCAGGCUUCAGCCCCGUGUGCACUUGGGUGGGAAGCAACAAUGUGGGACAGAGCCCCUCUGCCUAAAGAUCCUGGCCUAAGGCAACCGCUGGCUUAAUACACACUUGUUUAUAUGUAUAUUAUAUAUAUGUAGAGAGAGAUCUAAUUUUUGUUCUGAUUUCCUUCCACACUCCCCCCUGGCUCUUUUGGUUUGCUCCCAAUUUUGUAACACUCACCCUGCUGUCUCCUUCCAUGGCCCCCAGAUCAGGGAGGUGCUCUGCUGAAAGCGUGAUACUAAAUCACGGCUUGUCUUACCUUCAAAAUCAGCUUUUCCUGAUGCUGAGCCAGAGCUCGAAGGCAUCAGUCUUAAGCCUUCUCACUCUGUGCAGGCACAAGCCCAGGUGUCCUUUGGUUCCAGUAUGAAAUAGGGAGAUGGUGGGCUCUCCUAAGCCAGUCCUGGACAGCACCAAUCACAGCUGCCAAGCUGGCUUCUGAGGUCAAAAAGGUGUUGCCACUGUGCAGCAGUGGCAGAGGGCGCAGAGGCUGCCCCAGCUAGGCCCCUGCUUGUGGGAGGGAGUAGGCUACAAGUAAGCCCCUGUCCUUGGCGAAGAAUCACACAAUGAGGUGCCUUCCUUCUCUGUGUGUGUGCGUGUGCGCGUGUGUAUGUUUCACCCUUCUUUUUUGCGUUGUUUUCUUUUCUUUUGGUUUGUUCCUUAACUUCCAAACUUUAUCCUCCGAAGGAGUGAGAGGCGACAAGUGCUGCUUGCUGGUGAGUCAUCUUGCUGGCUGGGAGAGACGCAGACAUGGGCCCUGCCCUUCCCAGCAGCAAGAGCAGUGCUGCUCCAUGGGAAGGAAAGAAAGGGGGCUUUGGGUGGGAUCUCUACACUAUUUGCUGCUUGGUCUGUUUGAAGCCUGUUUUUGCAGCUGGUGGAGGCUGUCACUUCCUUGUAUAGAAUAAUGACAGGCUUUACAGAAAGUCGGGGGGAGAGAGAAUAUCCCUGCAAUUCUAUUUUUGGGGUUUUUUUGCCUUAUUGUCUUUUUUCCAAGAAAACUAAAUUAAAUAAUAAAACCUGAAAUGUCAAA
Molecule: messenger RNA, 4338 nt
Organism: Varanus komodoensis (Komodo dragon)
Lineage: Eukaryota; Metazoa; Chordata; Lepidosauria; Squamata; Varanidae
Gene: OSBP
Product: oxysterol binding protein
Exons: 14
Coding region: 150-2567 (805 amino acids)
Cellular component (GO): intracellular membrane-bounded organelle; membrane; cytosol
Molecular function (GO): sterol binding
Source: RefSeq, a predicted model, not a curated record